Messenger RNA from Closterium sp. Yama58-4, 3063 nucleotides. NCBI's taxonomy places the organism in Eukaryota, Viridiplantae, Streptophyta, Zygnematophyceae, Desmidiales, Closteriaceae. The record is from the annotation of a GenBank genome assembly.
AUGGGUUCCUCUCCGGCAAAUUCCGCAGCUGCUUCCGCCAUAGCUUCCGCGCAAAGUCCACCACUUGCGGGGGAUACACCCGUCGCGCCACGCGCAGACGUGACGGCCCCUGCUCUGGCAGCUGACGUCGCGGCUGCUCCCGCAACGGUUGCGCCGCCAGCGAAAAAUGAAGCGGACGGCGGAAAGCAGGCGGAAAGCCCAGUAGCGUCCGUGCCGCCUGCAAUGGUUGUAGCGACUGUAGCGGCGGAAGUUGCGGCAUCCGCGGACGGCGGGAAGCAGGCGGAAACCUCAGUAGCAGCUGCGCCGGCUGUAGCGGCUGCAGCGGCGGAAGGUGCGGCAUCCGCGGACGGCGGAGGAGGACCGAUGUGGAAGACGACUCUGUGCUCGUUCUUCCGCAAGCACGGGGAGUGCAAGCACGGCGCGCGGUGCAAGUUUGCGCACGGGGAGGCGGAGCUGCGCGCGCGCCCGGACGGGUCGUUUGACCCCACCUCCGCGCGCGGAGGGGCUAAGCGGAGCGAAGCAGGGGAAGCGGAUCAGAGCAAGAAGGGGAGGAAUCGGGGGAGGAAACGCGGAGGGGGAGGGUCUUGGGGGAGAGAGGCGGAAGAAGCGGAGGGUGGCGAGGACGAGGGGAAGGAAGGGGGGCCAGGCGGGGAGGGUGAGUGGAGUCGGCUUUGCGUGCAGAAUAUACCCAAGUGGUGGAAUGUGAAGCACUUUCGCGAAUUGCUCAACGAAAUGGGUUUGGAGUAUUGCGGGUCGAGGAAAAGCCAGGGUGUGGCGUUUGGGUUUGUGUCGUUUGAGACAGCCGCUGCAGCAGACAAGGCCACUCAGCUGCUUCACGGUAAGCUGGUGAAGAAACAAACUCUAGACGUGCAGCCGGCACGGUACCGCACUCAGAAACAGACAGCAUUUGCCGGCCAGGAGGGUGGCGAGGGGCAUGAGGGCAAGAAGAGGAGAACCGAGGGGGGAGGAACGGGGGAGGCAGGGAAAGAUGGUGGGAAAGAGGAGGGGGAGAAAGGUGGGGAGGGUGAGGAUGAGGAGGAAACGGAAGAGAUGGAUGGGGAAGGAGACGAUGGGGAAGAGGGAGGGACGGGAGGAGAGGGGGAAAGGGAGAAAGCGGAGGGGAGGGUGAAGAAGGAGGCGUGGGAGGCAGUGACGCCACUGGCAAGGAUGGAGUAUCGGGAGCAGCUGGAGAUGAAGGGAGGACGAGUGGCGAAGGACUUGCAGCGGAUUGUGACCAAGAUGAGGAAGCUUUACUCAAGAAAGAGCUUUGCUCAGCUGCCUGAAUGGAUUAAGACUGCAAAGGCGAGAGCCCAUCUCCCGUGUUUGUUUGAGGGAAUCUAUGCCUCUCCAGUGGUGGACGGGUAUCGCAACAAGUGUGAGUUCUCCAUCGGGCCGUCUGCUUCUGGUCAGCCCACCGUUGGGUUCCUUCUCGGAAACUUCCGGGACGGUGUGACAGCAGUGGCAGAGCCAUCAGGCUGUCGAAACAUUUCCCCUAUCGCCAUCGCCUUUGCACGCCUGGUUCAGGAAGUGGUGCGAGAAUCACCCCUGGCUGCGUGGGACAAGGUCAACAACCGGGGCUUCUGGCGGUUGCUUACAGUGAGGGAAGGCACGGCCGAACCACUUACCCCCGCACCACAUCCCGAGCCUGCUGCCGCUGCUGACGUGGCGCCCAUGGACGUGGACCAAUCAGCAGCCGCAGAUGCUGAUCAACCACCCGCAGAAAAGCAGGAUGACAACAGUGGUACAGGGAAUGAAGAGGGCACAAGAGGUGAAGGUGACACAAGGAAUGACACAAGGGACGACACAAGGGUCGACACAAGGGUCGACACAAUGGAAGGGAGAAGUUCAAGGGGAGGUGAAGGGCCAACGCACAGUGGCAGGGCGGCAGUGAAUCAAGUGAUGCUGCUGCUGCAGGUGAAUCCUGCUGGUGCCGAUCGGACGGUCGUGGAUGCGGAGCUGAGUAGAUUGACGGCUGAGAUUGAAAGAGGAGCGGCGGAGCACAGCCCGCCACUGCCUCUCACUCUCAUCCUUGUUCAGGAGCAUUCAGGUGUGUCCAAUGCAGCCCCUGAAACCUGCCCCAUCCGUCUGCUCUACCCUCGCUCUAGUCUCACCCCGCCAUCAGCAGCACUGGCGGGGAAUGGGAGUGCGAGUGCAGUGCAAUGGGAAGCAGAUGUGCCCCUGGGGGAGGCACUUCAAGCACAGCAGGAGGAGGUGCAGCAGCAGCAGCAAGGGACGCAAGUCGACAAGAAGGGUGGAGUGUUGGUGUUUGAUGUCUGCUGUGGCACGGGCACCAUCGGCCUGUGUGUUGCCAAGCACUCUAAGAAGGUGAUUGGAAUUGAGAUGAACGAGUCGGCAGUGGAGGAUGCGAGGAGGAAUGCAGCAAUCAACGACAUUCAGCAUGCUGAGUUCAUCGCCUCCCGGGCUGAGCUGGUGCUGCCAAAGCUCCUCCAUAAGUACCUCCCCCAGGUGAAGCCUGCCCCUGACAGCCUCCCCCAGGGGAAUGAGGGAAAGGAGGGGCAGCAGCAGGAGGAAGAAAACGAGGGGAAGGAGGAAAGGAAGGAGGAAGGGAAGGAGGAAGGGAAGGAGUUUGAGUUUUCUCGAGUCGUGACAAUCGUGGACCCUCCAAGAGCUGGUCUGCAUCCAACGGUGCUUAGGGCCCUUCGGGAGAAUUCCAAGAUCGAGCAGCUGCUCUACAUCUCAUGCAACCCGUCUUCUCUCGUCAACAACGUCCUAGACCUCUGCUCGCCACCUCCCGAGCUCAAGAAGCCGCAAGCAGGAGGCGGGGGGUGGAGCAAGUGGGGACCGGCAGCAGGGCAGAGGGCCAUGGCUGGGGAGCCAUUUCGUCCUGUGAGAGCUGUGGCGGUGGAUUUGUUUCCGCACACGGAGCACUGUGAGGUGGUGAUGCUGCUGGAGAGCAUUGGGAAGGGGGAGGGUAGCAAGUGGGGGCCGGCAGCAGGGCAGCAGGCCAUUGCUGGGGAGCCGUUUCGACCUGUGAGAGCCGUGGCGGUGGAUUUGUUUCCUCACACGGAGCACUGUGAGGUGGUCAUGCUGCUGGAGAGGUAG